AUAGCUUUAUUACUGUAUUGUGUUCUGUCUCACUCCUCUUCUGAUGUGUGGCAGCUCCCCCUGCGCUGAGUGCCAUGGGUCUCCAUCAGACGCCUGCAGCUGUGACAGGGCCGCCGCUCGCCGCACACAGCGACGCAGCAGCAGUGUAUCCCGCUCACCCCGCACAGAUGCACAGGUACCCCUCACUACAGCCGGUCUAUCAGAGUGUGUCCGGCGCGCAGACGGCCCCUCCUGCGCAGACGCAGACGCAGCUGUACACACAGCCGUCUGCCGGCGCGGCUCAGCUGAGCCCCUCGUUAGCGUCGUUAAGCCUGCAGUCUCAGCCUCCAGAGGCCCUGAGGGCCGUUAACCUGCUGCAGGAGCGCAGCCUUCUUCCUCCAGGAGCCGUGCCUCCGCCGGUGCCCUGUCUGCCGCAGGACCUGCAGAAGAUAAACUGCAGCCCAGAGGUGUUCCGCUGUACUCUGACCAGCAUCCCGCAGACUCAGUCCCUGCUGAACAAAGCUAAGCUUCCCCUCGGCCUCCUGCUGCACCCCUUUAAAGACCUCUCACAACUGCCUGUGGUGACCUCCAGUAAUAUCGUGCGCUGCCGCUCCUGUCGGACCUACAUCAACCCGUUCGUGACCUUCCUGGACGCUAGAAGAUGGAAGUGCAACUUGUGUCACCGAGUCAAUGAUGUUCCAGAGGAGUUCAUGUAUAAUCCGGUCAGCGGAUUGUAUGGAGCGCCUCACAAAAGACCAGAGGUGCAGAACGCCACCAUCGAGUUCAUCGCCCCGUCAGAAUACAUGCUGAGGCCGCCGCAGCCCGCCGCUUACCUCUUCGUCCUGGACGUGUCUCAUAACGCGGUGGAGACCGGAUAUCUGGAUGUCGUCUGUCAGACGCUCCUGGAGAGCCUCGACUCGCUUCCCGGAGACACUCGGACGAAGAUCGGCUUCAUCACGUUCGACAGCAACAUUCAUUUCUACAACCUCCAGGAAGGCCUGUCGCAGCCUCAGAUGCUCAUCGUGUCAGACAUCGACGAUGUGUUUCUGCCGACGCCCGACAGCCUUCUGGUCAAUCUGAGCGAGUGCAGAGAGCUGGUCCAGGAUCUGCUGGCGAGUCUGCCGCAGAUGUUCGGUCAGACGAUGGAGACUCAGUCCGCUCUGGGUCCGGCGCUGCAGGCUGCCUUCAAGCUGCUGUCUCCCACCGGAGGACGCAUGACUGUGUUCCAGACGCAGCUGCCAACCAUCGGCAUCGGCGCGCUCAAGCCCAGAGAAGAGCCCAGCCACAGAGCCAACGCCAAGGACGUGCAGCAUCUCAGUCCUGCGACGGAUUUCUAUAAGAAGCUGGCUCUGGACUGUUCUGGUCAUCAUGUGGCGGUGGAUCUGUUCCUGCUGAGCGCACAGUACUCGGAUCUGUCCUCUCUGGGCUGUAUAUCCAGAUACUCGGCUGGAAGCGUCUAUUUCUACCCUUCAUACCACAAGCAGCACAGCCCGCCUCAGACGGAGCGUCUCCAGAAGGAUCUGAAGAGAUACCUGACGCGCAAGAUCGGCUUCGAGGCCGUGAUGAGGGUCCGCUGCACUAAAGGUCUGUCCAUACACACCUUCCACGGGAACUUCUUUGUGCGCUCCACCGAUCUGCUGUCUCUGCCCAACGUGAACCCCGACGCAGGCUUCGCCGUGCAGAUGAGCAUCGAGGAGAACCUGCUGGACCUGCAGACUGUGUCCUUCCAGGCCGCGCUGCUCUACACCUCCAGCAAAGGAGAGCGCAGGAUCCGCGUGCACACGCUGUGUUUGCCGGUGGUCAACUCUCUGUCAGACAUCUUCGCUGGAGCUGAUGUUCAGGCCAUCACUGCUCUUCUGGCCAGCAUGGCCGUGGAUCGCUGUGUGACGGCGAGUCUGAGUGACGCUCGUGACGCUCUGAUCAACGCUGCGAUUGACUCGCUGGCAUCCUUCCGCUCCUCAGUGCUGAGCAUCCAGCAGCCCGGCCUGCUGGCCCCCGCCUGCCUGCGUCUGUUCCCGCUCUACAUCCUGGCCCUGCUCAAACACAAAGCCUUCCGGACGAGCGGCAGCAGCCGGCUGGACGAGCGCGUGUUUGCCAUGUGUCAGCUGAAGCAGCAGCCGCUGGUGUACCUCAUGAUGAUGGUCCAUCCGGGCCUGUACCGUGUGGAUGAGCUGACAGAUGAGGGGGCUCUGAACAUCAGCGAUCGCACGAUUCCUCAGCCCAGAGCUCUUCAGCUGUCUGUGGAGAAGCUGAGCAAAGACGCGGCGUUCCUCAUGGACUGUGGCACCGUCAUGUAUCUGUGGGUCGGAAGAAACUGCAGCCCGGUUUUCCUCACAGAAGUGCUGGGAGUGGAGAGUCACGCUGCUGUUCCUCUCAACAUGAACCAGCUUCCAGAGCUGGACACGGCUCGAUCUUCACGACUGCGAGCGUUCGUCGACUGGCUGAGAGAACGCCGGCCGUGCCACGCCGUCCUGCACGUCAUCAGAGACGAGUCUCCGCUCAAGGCCGAGUUCAUGCAGAACAUGAUCGAGGAUCUGAGUGAAUCCGCUCUCUCCUACUACGAGUUCCUCCUGCACCUGCAGCAGCAGAUCUCCAAGUGAUCCCACAAUGCCCGGCUGGAGCCAGACGCAGACCUGCUGUCAGUAAAGCCCCGUCUGUGUCACACUACAGCUGUGUGUGAGGAGUGAUGCUCCUUUCUAAUGUGUCGCCUUUAACUAAAAAACGUAGGAAAAUGGUUUCUUAUGAAUUUCUUACGAGCUUUGUAAUUAGUGCUAUUCAGAAUUAGCGCUUUAUAAUUCGUGUGGUUUGUCACAGGUUUGUCUGUAUUCUUCAGUCAUUGUUUUAAUUGAUGAGGAAGGCAGUGCAGUUGAAUUCGAUAUAUCUGCCUUAAGUGGGACUCGGGCACAGAAGAAAUGCUUUGUAAGUGUGUGCCGUUUAACACGGGCAAAUUCAGACACGCGUGAUCUUUACACGUUAUAGAAAUAUGUGUAUUGAUGAAUCUAUAUUAUAUUCAAGAUUGUUAAUUUUUGUAAAAACAUUAUUCAGAUGAUGCAAGAUGGUAAAAUCAACGGCUUGGGACUUUUUUUUUUCUUAUGAAGAGAGAUUUUUUUUUAGAAUGGCUAAAUCUGUGAAAGCUUUAGGUGAAGUGAUCAGCUGCAGAGAAAUUUGAGAAGCUGAGCUUGAAAUAUAAUCCAAAAUACAGAGAUUUCUCUGCGGCCAAUAGAGUUUAAUGUUGAAUGUCUGGUUGUGAGUAGAGUACUGACGAAGGUAAGAGUAACACAAUAAUCCGAGCUGUCUUGAUUCUGUUCGCAGACGUUUCUUGGAUAAUCAGAUCCACCGUUCAGAGGGAUAUUUUUUUAUAUUUGAAAAAAUAAAUAAAAACUCGUUUCCUCUGCAGUUGUUCAGCUCAUUUUAGCCCACGUGACAACUGUGUUUUUGAGAAAUGAUUUGUAAAUUCUCUGCAAUUUUGUACAUGUGAACUUUCUGAAGGAAUGAAGUCAUUAAAGAGGAAGUCUCGUGUGAGCUCUCCUGAAUAUCUCCACUGUUUCCGGUUCCUUUGGUAUUUA
Messenger RNA from Sinocyclocheilus rhinocerous, 3545 nucleotides. RefSeq names its product SEC24 homolog A, COPII coat complex component (gene sec24a). Gene Ontology annotation, molecular function: SNARE binding; zinc ion binding. Lineage: Eukaryota; Metazoa; Chordata; Actinopteri; Cypriniformes; Cyprinidae. The transcript has 20 exons. Gene Ontology annotation, biological process: endoplasmic reticulum to Golgi vesicle-mediated transport; COPII-coated vesicle cargo loading; intracellular protein transport. Bases 75 to 2579 code for a protein of 834 amino acids. Gene Ontology annotation, cellular component: endoplasmic reticulum exit site; COPII vesicle coat. The record is from RefSeq and is a predicted model, not a curated record.